Messenger RNA from Cololabis saira (Pacific saury), 848 nucleotides. It is a transcript of the gene cenph, whose product is annotated as centromere protein H. Gene Ontology annotation, molecular function: kinetochore binding. The transcript is spliced from 9 exons. The coding region runs from base 73 to 792 and encodes 239 amino acids. Lineage: Eukaryota; Metazoa; Chordata; Actinopteri; Beloniformes; Belonidae. Gene Ontology annotation, cellular component: kinetochore; nucleus. The record is from RefSeq and is a predicted model, not a curated record. Gene Ontology annotation, biological process: chromosome segregation; kinetochore assembly; mitotic spindle organization.
GUACAUCUGAUCAAAUGCAGGUGAUUUCACACCUGCCGUCCCUGUGGUCGCUGUUGGGUUUUCCUUCCACACAUGGAGCCAUCGGACAACGUUGGGGGCCUGAGUCACAAGGUGGAGAGCGUGGCACUGAGAGAAGGUCCUGCUGCUGAAAGCUCUGUUGGACAGAAGGAGAUUUUGUCUGCAGACAUGCUCAGAAUAAAGCAGCAGAUGUCAAACCAGUGCUUUGAGAUGGCAGUACAGCUCAGUGCAGGGAAAAGUAAAAGAUCAUGGAGCCCUUCUGAAGCAGAGAGACACUUGCCAGACUACAUCAGCGAGCUGGAAAAAGUCAAGACGCUACACUUUAACAUGACACUGGCUCUGCACAGAAUGCAGAUGUGGAAAGCUUUAGAAGAGAAAAUGAAGCAAAGUGAUGGAGACACGGCCUUCCUGAAAGGCGUGAGUGAUCGCUGCAUGGCUUUGUGUUCCCGCAUAAAACAACUUCAGCAAGAGACCAGACAUCUUCAAGAUGAAAUUACGGAAAUGCAGAAGAACAGACUUGAGAUGAAGCGGCUCACACAUGAAAAAAUGAAAGAAAUGGAAGACUUGAUGUCCAGAAAGGAGCACCCUGAUACAGAAAAGUUCAAAGCUGCAUUGGAGAAGGGCCAAACGAACCUGGAGAAAUAUAAAAAGAUGACUGUCAUGACACAGAAUGUCUUCAGGGGUAUUCUUUUGGCCUGUAAAGUCAACUGGUUGAACGACCCCAAACUUCGAGACAUUGUCAUGACGUUGGAGGAGUUUCCCAUCUCUGACUAAAAAAGGAGUUGAUUUAUUUAUUUUUUUCACCCCUUAUUAAUUUUAUUUUUCAUCCC